Gastrolobium bilobum is the source of this 577-nucleotide messenger RNA. RefSeq names its product transcription factor CPC-like. Gene Ontology annotation, biological process: cell differentiation. The record is from RefSeq and is a predicted model, not a curated record. The transcript is spliced from 3 exons. Gene Ontology annotation, molecular function: transcription cis-regulatory region binding. Gene Ontology annotation, cellular component: nucleus. Bases 63 to 296 code for a protein of 77 amino acids. Lineage: Eukaryota; Viridiplantae; Streptophyta; Magnoliopsida; Fabales; Fabaceae.
UUCUGCAAACUCAAUAUACAGGACUGAAAAACUUCACUACUCUUUUGAACUUUGCUAUUGCAAUGGCUGACAUAGAUCGCUCCUCUGAUGGUGUUUCUGCAGAUAUUACAGAGCAAUCCAGCCAAGCUUCAAAGGUUGAAUUUUCUGAAGAUGAGGAAAUCCUUAUUACUAUGGUAUAUAACCUAGUUGGGGAGAGAUGGUCUUUGAUUGCUGGAAGAAUUCCUGGAAGAAUUCCUGGAAGAACAGCAGAAGAAAUAGAGAAGUAUUGGACUUCAAGAUACUCGACUAGCGAAUGAAAUGCCAGAGAAUGAAGCAAGAUAUUAAAUUUUUGUGCCUGCAGAAGUUGCAAUAGUGACUCUGUGGGAUAUAUAAAGAAAGUAAAGUUUAUUAUGGGUGCUUGUGUUUGCAGUUUGCGAUGACCAUAUGGGGCAUGCCAUUUUAAAAUUAAGCCCGUGUAUGUAAUGUUACUUCAUCUUGUAAUGUUACAUGGUGUUAUAGAAAAUCUAUUAUUUACUAUUUUCAAGUAAGCAAGAGCAGGUUGAUUGCAGGCUACCCUGCCUUAUAUAUAUAUAUAUAU